CAGAUUGACGUGAUUUGUGCAACGAGUCUUGUGACUUUCUACUAUUCAACGUAAGCAGUAUCAAGUAUCGAACCAACAUGACUGAUCUGACUCCUGAGCAAAAUGGAGGUGUCUUGAAGACCAUUCUGGUCGAAGGCUCCGGGGAUUCUCCAAUGACUGGAGACACUGUUUCUGUUCACUAUGUGGGAACCCUUUUGGACGGAGGCGAACAGUUUGAUUCCAGUCGAGACCGCGACCAGAAGUUCGAGUUCACACUUGGUACUGGUCAAGUAAUCAAAGGGUGGGAUUUGGGUGUAGCGUCAAUGAAAAAAGGAGAGAAAUGUGAUCUGAUCUGCAAAGCGGAUUACGCUUAUGGAAAGGACGGGUCAUCACCCAAAAUUCCAGGAGACGCUACUCUUAAAUUUGAAGUAGAACUUUUUGAUUUCUUUGGCGAAGAUAUCAGUGACGAGAAAGAUAAAUCUAUUCAGAAGAGGAUUCUCAAUAAAGGCGGUGGUUGGACAACACCUAAUGACGGAGCCAGAUUGAAAGUGGAAAUUGAAGGUUUUACUGUUCCCGGAAAUGAAAGCUUCGGGAUCUUCGAUGGAGAUCUCUUACACGGAGAGGAGUGCGCUAAUGGGUUCCCGAAGUUCAUUGAGACAGUGCUUGAUGAUAUGAAAACGGGCGAAAAAUGUGAGCUAACUGUAACGUCGAAGCACGGAUUUCGCGAAGCGAGUGCUGCAUUCGCGAAUGCGCCUCUGAACUCAGACAUGAAGUUUGUGAUCAACCUGAAGACUUUUGAGAAGGAGAAGGAAAGCUGGGAAAUGAACAGUGAGGAGAAAAUUCAGCAGGCUGAACUGAAAAGAGAUUCGGCAAAGAAUUAUUUGGAGAAGGGAAACUUGGAGAUGGCCAUCAAGUUUUUCGAUAAGGUUGUUAAGAUUCUGGAGGAUGAGAUCAAAGGUCCAAGAGCUGUGCAUGACGAUUUGAGUGACAGCGAUGACGAAGAGGGCGAGAAGGCGGAGGCCACGCCAGCUGGUGAUUCAGAGGCUCAGAAUGGAAAAGUUGAAACUAAAACAGACCCUCGAGUACUGGAUUUACUAGAAACAAGUCACCUUAACCUAUCACUCUGUUUCCUCAAAUCUAAAAACUACAAUAAGGCUAUGGAGCACUGCGACGAUGUUCUUUCUGGAAGUGAAGAAGUUGCAGAGGCGAGGAUGGAGAAAGCACUUUUCCGAAAAGCCGAGUGCCUUCUUUCCCUACACGAGUAUGACAAAGCGAAAUCUCUGUUCGGCGACGUAGUCCAACAGUUCCCUAAAAACGCAACUGCCAGAAAACGAUUGGAAGAGUGCAGCAAACGAGCCAAGGAGGAAAAAGAGAAGGAAAAACAGAGAUACCAGAGGAUGUUCAAAAAUUUCUCAACAUAAACUGAUUCCCGAUUUGAACAACAUGAUGAUGAUGACUGAAAAAUGCUGCAACCGAAUUGGUUUAGUAACCGCGAACGUUCAUUUCAUUGAAUGAAAAACGUUUGGCAGUGAAUGAUACGUUAUGAAGAUGCUUUCAAUUUUUUCUUUUCG
Molecule: messenger RNA, 1550 nt
Organism: Symsagittifera roscoffensis
Lineage: Eukaryota; Metazoa; Xenacoelomorpha; Acoela; Convolutidae
Product: peptidyl-prolyl cis-trans isomerase FKBP4-like
Exons: 2
Coding region: 78-1400 (440 amino acids)
Molecular function (GO): peptidyl-prolyl cis-trans isomerase activity; protein binding
Source: RefSeq, a predicted model, not a curated record